Parnassius apollo (apollo) is the source of this 1341-nucleotide messenger RNA. NCBI's taxonomy places the organism in Eukaryota, Metazoa, Arthropoda, Insecta, Lepidoptera, Papilionidae. The record is from the annotation of a GenBank genome assembly.
AUGAAUGCGCUUACAGUUUUGUUUGAUGCGCUCCUCCGUAAUUGGAAGAUCAAUCGUAACACCCCUGGAGGCGGCAACAGCAAGACACAUCGAAGACAAAAUGUGAAGCCCACGGUCAUGGAAGAAGUAGAGUGUUAUAAUUGUAGUCUGUUCUUAGAUGUAAAUAGCACUUUCGAGACAAACUCUACAAGGAAUGGAACACUCAUUAACAAGUUUUAUUUCUACCAGACCGCACAGUUGGCUAUACUGUGGGUGCUACUGGCGGCGAUCGUCGCUGGGAAUGCCACCGUGGUCUUGGCAUUACUUCUUACUAAGUCCAGGAAGAGUCGGAUGAACUUUUUCAUUAUGCAGCUUGCUAUAGCAGAUUUAUGGGUGGGAUUAAUAAGUGUUCUCCCUGAUUUAAUACAACGAAUAACGAUAUCUUGGUUGGCUGGAUCGAUUGCUUGUAAAUUGAUGAAGUAUUUACAGGGUGUAGUUACGUAUUCCUCUACAUACGUUUUAGUUGCACUUAGCGUGGAUAGAUGCGACGCUAUAACACAUCCAAUGAAUUUUACGGGAAGCUGGCGCCGCGCAAGAGCACUAAUUAUAAGUGCGUGGUUGGUCAGUUUUCUGUUCUGCACACCGAUGCUGUUUCUAUUCGAUGAAGCAAAUAUUGAAGGUACUCUUCAAUGUUGGUCAAGUAUGAACAAACUACAGUGGCAAAUUUGGAUGACAAGCGUUUUUGUAUCACUGUUUGUAGCACCUGCUUUUACAAUAUCCGCUUGCUAUGGUGUUAUUGUGGUUACAAUACGGCAGAAGAGUAGAAGAGUUUUAGGUAAAAGGGCUUGUGCUACUAGACAAUAUAGUGAUGACUUGGAUAGCCGCCGGGCGAGCAGUCGUGGCAUUAUUCCGAAGGCAAAAAUAAAAACUGUCAAGAUGACUUUUGUUAUUGUUUUUGACACACAAGUCAAUAUUGCCAUCGCAUCGCUCAUCCGAAGCCUUGCUCCGCUCAACUAUGCUGCAAAUCUCGUUAUCUACUUUAUAUUUUCCAACAGGAUAUUUCUCAGCCUUAGGAACAUUCCACCAUAUAAAUGGUUCUGGUGCUGGAUGAAGAACACAGGCAGUCCUACGGGUAACGAGUCUAGGGCUCACACGGAGUUGCUGACAUCAUCACACAGAAGAACCAGACAUGAGCUUACUAUAAGACUAAAUGAUGACAGUAUAAAGAUGCCUAAGCAACGUCUCCAUCAAUGUAAUAGCAAUUCUCGCAAGGUUCGUCUUCAUGUUCCAGAAGGGCAAAACGAAUAUCACAACAACAGUCAUCAGCAGCAUGGAAGAGCAAGGGAAGAUACAUUUUUGUAG